Molecule: messenger RNA, 756 nt
Organism: Trichomonas vaginalis G3
Lineage: Eukaryota; Parabasalia; Trichomonadida; Trichomonadidae
Exons: 1
Coding region: 1-756 (251 amino acids)
Source: RefSeq, a predicted model, not a curated record
AUGGAAUGGGAUUUUAAAUUUCUUGAACUUGUGAGAAACUAUGAUAAUAUACUAGGUAGACCGAAUAUAGAUGCGAUUGUUGAUGAAUGGGAAUCAACAAGUUCAGAUUUCGCUGCAAAAUUUUAUAUUCCUCGCCCAAUGGGUCGAACAACUCUGCUCAAAGAGAUUUUAAACUACAUUGAUGACAGUAUGGACUUUAAAUCUUCAUUACGAUCUGUUAUUCCGGCUUUAUUAAUUGUAUACGAUAAUACUGCCUUUAGUGAAGAUGUUUAUUCCUUAAAAUAUCAAUCAGCCAUGCGAGUCAUACAUAUGUUAUCCACAUUAUCCAUGUCAUGCAUUGAUUUGUUUGUUAUCAAACCUUUUUAUUGCAAAUGCAAAACUUUCCUUGUUGAUUCCUCAACUUAUCUCGAUUUACAAGAUAGAGAGAAACGAAAGACCCUUCCUCAUGUUACCUUUCCCAAUGAACCUUUAUCUGAAUUAAAAUCAAGCUCUCUUUAUAGUAAUGAACAUAGAUAUCAAUGUCAUACGCCACCUGCUAGAACUAAGCGACCCAACUUGGUCCUUCAUCCUCCAACUACAGAAACAAGUUCUCUGAAAUCGCCUUAUUUAUCUCAAAGCGCGCCUUUAUCGCCACUUCGAGAGUUUAGCAGAUCUAUUUCUUCUACAUCGGGCCCAAGAAGCCCAUUAGUUGUUUUUAAAGGUAAUCGUAGUCAUACUCCAUUGAAAGCUGUAAGAAGCUCAUGGAGCAAAGUAUAA